Penicillium daleae is the source of this 1299-nucleotide messenger RNA. RefSeq lists its product as uncharacterized. The transcript has 3 exons. Bases 1 to 1299 code for a protein of 432 amino acids. NCBI's taxonomy places the organism in Eukaryota, Fungi, Ascomycota, Eurotiomycetes, Eurotiales, Aspergillaceae. The record is from RefSeq and is a predicted model, not a curated record.
AUGCUCUUCUAUAUCAAAGGCUUCAAGAAAAGAUCUCUGAAUAGACCGGUACUAGACUGUCCCGAGAAUCUCUAUCGCCUUCGGGUUCUAGAUAGUCUAGGGCAACAACAGCUGGUCUUGAAGGAAGAGAUAAAGGAUAAGUUCGUGUUCUGCCAGGUUGCUCGGGAUAUCGCCGGUUAUCGCAUUAUCUUGGAAAAGCCAAUAACAUCGUCUAUGAUACGUUCCCGUAUACGCCGAGCUAGAGAAAUCACUAGCAUAGAGCAAAUCGCAAGGCCGUAUCUUGUGCGAUAUACUAGAGCUAAAGUAUUCAAUAAGAGUGAAGAGGUAACGGACGCCCUUCAGAACGUCAUAUUGCAGUACUCAGAUAUUCGCACGUUUGUUCGACACUAUAAAGUAGACGUCGAUAUUGACGUUCAAGGUAUUAUAAGAAACACGGGAUCACAGACAGCCCUUAUACGAUUUGCUUGUUCCCUGAGUACUUCUAUUAACCCAGAUCGACCCUAUAAACUCUCACCUCAAGAAUCUCGACUAAUUACCGAGCUCCCGGAGGUUCGCGCAAAGCAAGAUAAAGUCGACGAACGGAAACGGAAGCGUGUCCGUGAGAACCUGGAGCACUACAAGAAUAAGCAACCUGUGAUUGAUCUCGAACGUCAACUGCAAGGAAAGUUGGUAGAUACGAAAGUCCUAGGGGCACUAGAAAAUGCUGCCCCCUCAAGUCCAGAGUUUAUAAGAGUCAUUGAUACCAUCUUGACUAUACCAGGUACUACAGUAGAGGCUGAAUAUCAGCGUCGUAUUAAUACAAUCAACGCGGUAACAGCUUUCUAUAGCGUAGAAGAAGGUCGCCCUACACAGAGGCCUGCCCAGUCUCGUCGCCGACAGGCUGUCGAUGAUCUUGAUUACUGUCCUUCCUCCAAGCAACGUAAGAACCUAACACAAGACGACAAACAAUCUAUACUCCAGAAUACGAUAGAGUCAGUGCGGAUCAAGUCUCCCGAGGUCCGGCCGACGAUAUGUUUCUUGUGUGUCGGGAAUCCCAAUCUUCCGCUCGAGAAACGAGUUGCGAAGCAUACGAUACCUGGCUCACUCACGCGACAUUUUUUGCGAAAGCACGUGAACACUGCUUGGCCAACCGAGGGGGUUCUAUGUAAUAUCUGUGAUAAUCAGCCCCUCGAGCAUAAAUCGAUACUUGUCAACUAUGCGGAGAUAGCCUACGGUACAGUUAUGCGAGGCCGCGCUCAGGAGAAGCUUACAGAAGAGUUGUCUAAUACCGCACCCAAGAGAGGCUUUCAAGACAAUUGA